Eurytemora carolleeae is the source of this 2681-nucleotide messenger RNA. Its product is annotated as calcium-activated potassium channel slowpoke. The record is from RefSeq and is a predicted model, not a curated record. Gene Ontology annotation, molecular function: large conductance calcium-activated potassium channel activity. Lineage: Eukaryota; Metazoa; Arthropoda; Copepoda; Calanoida; Temoridae. Bases 33 to 2462 code for a protein of 809 amino acids. Gene Ontology annotation, biological process: potassium ion transport. Gene Ontology annotation, cellular component: postsynaptic membrane. The transcript is spliced from 26 exons.
AUGAAUAUAUAUAUGUUUAGCUUGUAUCUAAUAUGCUGGGUGUAUUACUCUGGUUUGCUGGGUUGUUUUAUCUACUAGAGAAUACAGGAGACUGGUAUCAUGAAUAUGCAAAUGCCCGAGAGCCAGGCAAUCUCAGAUACUGGGAUACUGUAUACUGGUUGGUUAUAACUGCAUCGACUAUUGGCUAUGGAGAUUACUACCCUGUAACUGAUUUAGGAAAAAUAACAAUGGUGUUAUACCUCUCAGGUGCAAUUGCCUCCUUUGCUAGUAAUCUACCUGAGAUAGCGGAAUUGGUUGGAAACCAACCUAAAUAUGCUGGAGCAUUCGAGCAGAUGAACAACCAGCGGCAGUUUAUCGUUGUCUGUGGGAAUAUCAACUACGACAGUGUUAAAAAUUUUCUAAAAGAUUUUUUUCAUCCAGCCAGGGAGGAUGUAAACUGUGAAAUAGUAUUCUUGAACAAGAAUGAACCGGAUCUGGAAUUUGAGGGACUUCUUAAAAGGGAGAAAACCAGGGUAACAUAUUUCCAGGGAACUAUGUUGAACCCCUAUGACCUGCAACGUGUUGCUGUUGACCGCGCUUCUGCGGUUCUUGUUUUAUGUAAUAAAUUCUCACCCGAUCCAACUUGGGAAGACGCAGCUAAUAUUAUGCGGGUGAUAUCUUUGAAGAAUUAUUGUGAAAAUACCCGGGUCAUAAUACAGCUUCUGCAUUAUUCAAGCAAGGCGUUCUUGUUAAAUAUCCCUGGUUGGGAUUGGAGGCGAGAUGAUCAAGCAGUUUGCUUGAACGAAGUCAAAUUUGGCCUUCUUGCACAGUCCUGUCUAGCCCCAGGAUUCUUUACUCUGGCUUCAAAUAUUAUCAUGACGACCGGACAUCUCAGAGCACAACCGGAAAUGGCCAGGUACUGUUAUUGCGCUAGUUUUUAUAAAAAAAAUUCUUUUUUUCAGGAGGUUGCUGAGAUUUGUUUUACUCGUCUUAAUCUGAUCUUGAUAGCAGUAGAACAGAGAAAAUAUGAAGGAGGCCAGAUCUUUAUCAAUCCAAGGAAUAAAAGAAUUACAGCGAAUGCAAUUGGAUUAUUUCUGACAGACAGCAGUGACUCAGCUAAGAGAGCUUGGUUUUAUUGCAGGGUGUGUCAUGAAAAUAUGACAAAGAUGGCUGAUAUCAAGAAAUGUUCCUGCAAGAAGCUGGCCAAAGCAAGAUAUGAAUACCAUGUCGCUGGAAAGGAUAAAAACAGAUCAAAUGGAUUAAAACAUCAAGUGUUAUUAAAAGAAGAAAGUUAUACGAGUUCCAGUACUAAUAUAAUUAGGAGAAGAAAAUUAGAUGUAGAGGAAAACCAGGAGACACGAGCUGAAACUGCAAAGAUGAUGUAUGAUUCUACUGGAUGUUUCCAUUGGUGCACUAGUAGAACUAUUGAAGAGUGUAUUCUCACCAGACAAGAGGCGACUGUGACAAUGUUUGCUGGGCAUAUAGUGAUAGCAAUAUUUUCUGAUGAAACCAGCCCCCUCCUAGGACUUAGAAACCUUGUGAUGCCUCUACGAGCCUCAAAUAUUGCUUACAAUGACCUGAGACAUAUCAUCAUUAUAGGAAAACUUAAUUAUGUCAAGAGAGAAUGGUACCUGCUGCGGAAUCUACCGAAGAUCUCAGUUCUUGAUGGAGAUCCCUUGAGUCGAGCAGACCUGAGAGCUGUUAAAAUCAACCUGUCCAGAACCUGUAUUGUACUCUCAGCUAAGACCCCUGAGAAGAGUGAACCUGUUCUAGCAGAUAAAGAAAUUAUAAUGUCAGCACUUAACAUGAAGAAUAUGAACUUUGGAGCAGAUUUUGUCAAGAUGGAUGAGGAGGGGGAGGAGGAGGAGGAGGAGGACCAGCAUGGUACAGGAGAUAUUAACAUGUCAUCCAUACCUAUCCUCUUAGAUCUUGCUUUUGCAAAUAAUGUGAGAUAUCUAGAUGAUCAUGAAAUGUACAUGUCUGAUGUUGAACUGUACAAGACCCUACCGUUUGCCUCUGGUAUGGCAAUGGCUCGAGGUAUUCUGGAUUCCCUGAUGGCUGCCACCUAUUUCAAUGCAUCAGCCCUGAGAUUGCUCCGGCAGUGGGUGACUGGAGGAGCAAAUAUAGACCUGGAGAAGAGUCUAGCCGAGGGGGCGGGGCUAAGGGGUGGGUAUAGCACACCAGCUACUCUGGCUAGCAGGGAUAGAGUUAGGGUAGAGGAGAUUGUACUCAAGGAAAGUCAGUGGGCCAGGUAUGCAGAAUACGGAUCAAGAUUUGGAGAUUUGUACGCUGCUGCUCUUAGAGAAAAUGGAACACAAUGCUUAGCAAUAUACAGAUUAGUAGAAGAAGAUCUGGAUGGGGACAACGAUAUAGAUUCGAUUCGGGUAACGUUGGGAGCCCCUGACAACUCAGCCUUGCUUCAACCAGAUGACCAUAUCAUUGCGCUAGUUCAGUUUGAAGACGACAAGGAGAAAGUUGAAUAAAUCAGCUGGAUUCAGUUUGAAGGGUUUAAAGAUCCAACAUGGUGGAUUCAAAAGAUCCAACAUGGUAGAUUUAAUGAUCCAACAUGGCGGAUUCAAAUAAUCAAACUUGGCGGAUUUAAAGAUCCAACAUGGUAGAUUCAAUGAGCCAACAUGGCGGAUUCAAAUAAUCAAACUUGGCGGAUUCAAAGAUCCGAAAUAGUUGAUUCAAAGAUCCAACAU